ACAAAUUCGACGGGAAACAAGGUGGAGGCAACCGUGGACAAUAAAUCUAUUACUUAUUCGUGUAAAAGCAGCACAGGUAUGGAGAUGAAUUGGAUUCACCACCUCUACACGGCCUAUGCACGAGGGACCUUUGGAAACAAGAUUUUUGAAGUCCAUCGAAAGAACUUCAGGAACUCCAACAAAGGAAGAAGAAAACUUGCUGCACAACGGAACAAUUUUAAAUUUUGA
Caenorhabditis elegans is the source of this 228-nucleotide messenger RNA. NCBI's taxonomy places the organism in Eukaryota, Metazoa, Nematoda, Chromadorea, Rhabditida, Rhabditidae. The record is from the annotation of a RefSeq genome assembly.